Molecule: messenger RNA, 10970 nt
Organism: Phalacrocorax carbo (great cormorant)
Lineage: Eukaryota; Metazoa; Chordata; Aves; Suliformes; Phalacrocoracidae
Source: RefSeq, a predicted model, not a curated record
GCGCUGCUGGGCGGCUGCGCCCCGCCGCUAUAUAAACACGGCCCGCGCCCCGCCGCCGCCGCGUCCUGCCGGCGGGAGGAGGCGGCAGCACCGGAGGCACCGGCGCGGAGGCAGAUUUCCACCCUGGGACUAUCUUCGAGGGCAAACUAUCACCAAUGGAAGUAAAAUUUGUUUUUCCAGCAUUCUGGGUUGGCUGGACUAACUGGUUCUCAUUCAGAGGAAACUUAACAGAUCUAUUUUGCUAUCGCUGAACUUCUCUACUGCAUGUCAUAAAGAUUUCCUAGGUCCAGAGGCUGCAUGAAAGACAACUGAGCAGCAUAAAAAUGUGACUCUGACAAGAGACUCCAAGCUUUCCGACGAGGAAUGUUCUACUGCUCAGUUUAUAAUUUAAAUGUAUAACUGAAGCAUGCAUAAUAGCUAAUCUGACAAGGAAAAAAAGCUCCUCAUUAAUCAGGACUGCCAAAAAAGCAGUCACCUGAAGCUUCAAAAUGAGUUCUCCGUUAAUCCCGAACAAGUCAUGUUAUGCCCAUGUUCAGGACAACCGCAGUGAAAUAAAAAAUAAUAAUGAAAGCAUAGUGAGUGUGGGAGAUACCAAUGCCAACCCAAUUGUGACAAAAGUUAGAACUACUGAAGGGGAUGUUAAGAAAUGUGCUUUGACAGAUGAGAGUGGGAAUAUACACUCUGGAGGAUCAGAGAAAGUUACUCAUCUGAACACAGAGCAGAAUAAACAUCUGACCUUCAAAGACUCUCGGACCUGUCAUACCAGUGUACAGGAAAAUAAGCUGCCCUCUACCACAAGCAGGGAAAUGGGGAAAGAUUGUAGGACCAGCGAAGCUAAGAAUAUAUCAAGGCAUAUCAGGAUUAGCCGAGGACAAAGUCUGUCCAAUUUAAAAAGCAGCACAAAUGAUGCCAACUUGGAGGUUAUUUCCAAAGGUGAUGUUGACUUCACCCAGAACUUUUCUAAGGGUAAAAUGCCCAAAACUGUGGAGAUGGAAAGAAUAAAAAGGCUUUCUUUGGGAAGACCAAGUAAAUUAUCUCCUCAGUCUGAAACAUUUGCAAAAGACUGUGUUGGCCGCGUGUCGUGUAAACGUCUGCUUUCAGCAUCAUUGGACUCCAUCGACAGGUCACACCAUUUGAUAGGAAAUACAGAGAAAUCACAAAAGACAUCCACGGAUCAUUUUCUUGGGAUGGUGUUUCAUCCACUUGACAAUACCUCAGAGGAAAAUAUUGUGUUUUAUUCCAAACCAUCUACCUCAGGGAACAAGAAAAUAAGUAAACCAGAAAAUGUACCAAAUGUUAAUGUUGAAAGCACACUGCAUACUUCUCAUUCUCAACAUUCAGCUGUUAAGCCCAAUGGGAUUGCUAGUAAAUCAGAAGCACAAUUAGGUCAGGGUGAUAAAAGUAAAAAACUGGAGCUUAAGACUGCACCAUCUCUACAAUCUAAAAAUACAUGUCAACAGAAGAUUGAGAGGAUUAUGCUGGUGGAGUUCCUAGGAUGUCAAGAAAAUGAAAAUACAGCAAUGCAGGAGCAGAAAGGCUCUGGGUCUGAUGCAUCAAAAUUUCAAGCACCCUAUUUUCAAGACACCUAUAAUAAAGUAGAAGAUCCAUUGUCAAGCCAGGUGGUAACCUAUCCUGAUGAGAAAUUGCUAAGUGAUAACGUUACCGUCGGUGAGGAAAGGAGAGGAAGCAAUGACAGUGACAGCGGGGCAACUAGCCAGGUUGGUGAGGAAUAUUUUACUGGCAAAGAAGUGGAAACAAUAUUUCCACUCACCUGUGAUAGGAAAUCCAGUGGUAAAGCGACACCUAGAAAAAACGAGAAUUUAUAUGACGUUGAUGCAGGUUGCGCUGAAACAGUUGGUGAAGACAUAUCUCUUACAUAUAACAUUAAUCUACCUGACAGCAAACCCUUGAAAGUUAAUGAGAAUAAACUGAUGCUAGUCAAAGGAAACACUGAGGAUGCUGCCAUGCCUGCUUCUGAUCUCUCAGAUCAGCAUGGAACAUGCAGUGCAGAGACAGUGUCAAACCAACAACCUGACAACGACGACAGUGAUUUGGAAACCUUGAGCUUUUCAGUUCCAAGUAAAAAGACAGAUAAUGCACAGAAACAUCCUCCAGAGGAAGCACCAGAGAGCUGUAACAUUUCAGCAAAGGCUGAUGCCUUUUUAUGUGUCCCAACUCCCGUGCGGCCGGUGGCAAUGCUGGAUGUUAAUAGUCAGCCCACACUAUCAAACAGUAAUUUGAAGGACCUUUAUGCACUUCAUGUUGACAAGCUGUCACCCUCCUCAGUCCUACCUCCCAUUGACAGUACGCAGUUAUUAAACAUAUCCCCUAAAGUGCCUAUCAAGACUGCUUGCAGCAGUGCCAUCCCAAAACCUAUCCUGGUCCACUCCAAGGGCUCUCUCACAGAUAAGGUGGAUGUGGACAGUGACUGCAGUGAAAAGCUGGAAGAAAGCAUUGAAAUUAAACCUGCCAUACCCAGGCCCAAACCUGUGAGGCCUAAAAUCAUCACAUACAUUAGGAGAAACCCUCGUUCGAUAGAGCAGCUUGACCCUUCGUUUGCGCCAGCAGGGCUGCCCUUCGGUAGCCCUGCAUGUGGCAUGCCCAUCUCUACAGAGCAGAAGGAAUCCAAAGGAGGGGAGGCGAAGCCCCCCAGCAUCCUGUAUGACAAAUUUAAACCUGACCUCCAGAAGCCAAGACUCUUCAGUUCUAGUCUGGUUGUGUCAGGAAUUAGGCCCCCGGGACAUCACUUCAGUCCAAUGAGCGAGAAGUUUCUGCAGGAGGUUGGGGAAAGGCCUGCAAAAGAUGAAUUUUGCCCUCCACCGUAUACUCACUAUGAGGUCCCACCAAGUUUUUAUCGAUCUGCCAUGAUACUUAAGCCACAGUUAGGACUGGGUGCAGUGUCCAGAUUACCAUCUGCAAAGAGCAGGAUUCUCAUUGCAAGUCAAAGGUCCUCAGGUAGCUGUCUCCAUCAGCAAGGAGAAAUAACGAGUGCUCCCAGCCUCUAUCAUCCUGAUGCUUCAGUUGAUCUUAAGAAAGCCUCAUGUCCAAGUGCUGCGAAAUCAAAUCUCCCCAAGCCCUGCCAGUCUGGACUUCGUCCUCCAGGUUAUUCACGGUUGCCAGCAGCUAAGCUGGCUGCAUUCGGUUUUGUCAGGAGCUCAAGCGUAUCCUCUGUAUCCAGCAACCAGUCAAACGACAGUGCUCAGAGUGAUCAAAGCAGGACAACCAACCGUUCCAGCUUUGGAAAUGAAGAGCAAACCACUCCUAAGGCAUCCGCACCUUCUAAGGAUGUCCCCAAGGGGAGCAGCAAGAGCACGACGCAGGUAUCGAGCAGCACAGCAACUCCACGCAGGAGCUUACUUCCAGCACCAAAAACUGCCACAGCACCUGCUGGUCUGAAGAAAGAAGUACAAAAAGAUCAGGAUGCUAACAGACCAGCUGUCUCAUCCCCUAAGAGAUCAGCAGUAACAGCCACCAAGCUUCAUUCACCAGGACAUCCCAAGCAAAGGCCAACCACCCCAAAGAAUGGAUUCUCCCCCAAACCAGGAGAGAGUCGAGACACUGAAAAGCAGUUCGUUCAAAGAUUGAAGGAAAAGUGUGAUGAGCAGUCCCAGCAAUUAAGCAAUAUUCGAGAUGAGCUUAAAAGGGCCAGCUGUGGCUUUGAUGUCUUUGCUAUAACAACACAGCACUUUUUCAGGCAGAAUGAAAAUGCCCUUGUGAAAAUAAAGGAGUUAGGCGUCGAGCUUGCAAAGAUCAGGGAUGAAGUUGCCCUCAACACAGUGAGAUGGAAGAAACUACAGAGUGAGAAGGAGGAGCUGGAGAGGCGCUUUGAGGAGGAGGUGAAGCGGCUUCGCAGGCAGCAGCAGGAGGAGCUGCAGGCACUAGAGCAGCGGCUGCAGGAGGAAUACAACACCAAGAAGGAGAGCCUGCAGGAGCAGCACAGGCUGCAGCUGGAGCAAGUCAAACUGCAGCAUCAGGAUCAGGUGGAAGAUAUCACAGCUGUACAUGAAGCUGCAAUGUUACAGUUGGAAAAUAACCACAUAGUUGCCAUUACUGUACUGCAGGAUGAGAACGACUGCAAGAUUCAGGAACUGAAUGAUGCUCACAAACUGGAAAAGGCACAACUGGAAGAGAAUUUUGAAAAACUGCGGCUGUCACUCCAGGACCAGAUAGACACCCUCACCUUCCAGAACCAAUCUCUUAAGGCCAAAGCAGACCGAUUUGAAGAGGCUCUGAAGAAAAACACUGAGGAACAACUGAAGAUUGUACGAGCUCCAUAUCUGCACUUAGAAAAAGAUCUGAAGAGCUUAAAACAUGUUCUGGAAAUGAAGAACCAUCAGAUUCACCAACAGGAGAAGAUGAUUAUGGAGCUAGAAAAACAGGCUGAAAAAAAUUUAAAACUAGAAGAAAAAAUCACCAUGUUGCAACAGCAGAACGAAGAACUCAGAGCCAGGAUUGAGCAAAAUACUGUUAUAACAAGGCAAUUGUCAGAGGAGAAUGCUAAUCUUCAAGAAUAUGUUGAGAAAGAAGUGGAGGAGAAGAAGAAGCUGAGCAGGACUAAUGAAGAGCUCCUCUGGAAGCUGCAGGAGGGAGAGGCCGUGAGCCCUGUGAAAAUCCCACCCACAUCAUCUACUUCUUUUUAUCGCUGCUCAUCAGGGAACUCCUCUCCAGCAAAAGUCAGAACCUUGCGGCGAUGAUUUGGCACCUGCGCGCCGAAGGUCCCUUGCCUUUAUGCAUUUCCAAUCUGCUAAAUGUUACCAUCCAAGGAAGUAUUACCAUCAACAGGCACCCAGGGUUCAUGGCUGCAAGCAUGCUCGGUAGCUGCAUAGCUUUACACUAGGCAGGGUACUCUUAUAGUCCCCAUAUAGGAGCUCUUGGUUCUGACAUGUUGAUUAGGGUAGCAAAAAAGAUAGCAAAAAGCUAGGACAGAAGAAAGUUAGAAUAGUAAAAUAUUUAGUUUGAUGUGUUAACAUUUUAACUAUGGUUGGAGCCAAAAGUUGGAAAUACUAUAUUAAUGGUUCAUCAGAAUGAACGUUUGCUGCAGUAUUUCAGGUUAGUUACAAAUACAGUUCAAAUUGUGAAUAAUUCUGUAUAUGUGUCUGUGUUUAUAUACAUGUACGUAUUGUACCUUUAUACCUAUAUAUAGACGCACACACAUAUAUAUGUAGUUGAAGAUGUUCUGAAUCGCAUUUUUUAUAUUAUUGGAUACUACUAAGUGCUGAUAUAUUUUCAUUACAGUCAGCAGUUUUCUAACUUGUGCCUAAGACUUGUAUCUAAAUGAAAUGCAUUUCUGUUUAGCCUCCCAGGAAUAUUUAUACCCUACCUAGAAGAAAGUUACACAGAAGUAGAAGCGCCUUCCAAAUGACCACCAAGUGGUACUCUAUGUUACAUGAACACCAGCGACUUUGACAUUCUGAGACAGUACUGCCUUCGAAACCAUCACCUUUGCAUUGAACACCAGAUAAGACGCGCAUACCAUUCACUGCUUUUUAACUCUUAGCAUUGAUAUUGUAAGUGGAGAUAGGCUAGAGAUGAGAAACCUGAGGGUUUUAGCAAAUUUGGUAGAGGUUACUGGUUAAUGUGUUUCAAUUUUAGUGUAUUUAAAUCCCAGUUAGAUCUUAUCUUGUUUUACCCUGUCCUGGUUUGGAUACAAUCAAAAUUUCUGGUUGUAGGUUCCUGUCCAUUUUGACUUAUUUCAAGUCUUGUAAGCAAGAAGGAGAAAAUAAGUUAUUCAUCCUUGACCUUUGCUGGCCAAGAGAUUCCCAGGCUUAGGUUGAGAUACCAAGCACCUGCUAGGGCUUUAGCUUCCUCCUAUCUGUAACACCAAAUAGAGCACAGCAGACUACAUUGGCACAAAUGAGGUCAGAAUUUCUUUCCUUCCACAUAUAUAUUUUAUUUCACAUUGCUAAAGCUUACCCAAAGUUACAGAGCACUUUUGAGAUUCAUGGAAAAGAGUGGCUAAACUACCUUUAACUUCUCUGCCUAGAAGCAAAAAAAUUCAUCCAGGUGACCUCCACCAGAAGGGGUGGUGUGACCAGGGAGUGGGGUGGGAUAGGCGGCAGGGCCCUCGUGGGCUCUGCUAGCAAGAAAAAAAUAUCCCUGAGCAUAAUUUAAAAAAAGAAAGACAUCUGUGGGAUGCUUUUCUAUCCAGCGUGGGGCAAAGAGCCUGCAUGCAUUCCUGCUCUGAGCACCAGGGCUGAAGUAAGCAGGAGAUGGUACGUGCAGCAACUCCCUGGGGUGCGGGAGCGCUGCGGGGAGGGCGGCUCUCCCAGCCUGGUGUGCGGUGGCACAGGCUCACCCUGCCUGAGCAGAGGUGGGAUUGCACAGCCCUGCCGUGCUGCUCGGAUGGGAGCUGCGCUUCAGCUUUCCUGGGAAGUACUCAGGAUACAGCUUAGAUACAGCUUCAAUCACCGUCAAAGCGCCUGUGGCCUGUUCCACAGUGUUUAAAAAAAAAAAAGAAAAGAAGGUGAUUUGUGAUUUUUUUUCUCCUUUUUUAGAGAAAUUUAUUUUUGUAGCAGCUUUUGCAUGAUACUGUAAUACUGAGUAAAUUGAGCUUCUUGUUAGAAUAGAUCAUGCCACACCAACUACUACUGUUGAAAUGCAUUACUAGAUUUUAGUGUGUCCAGCAAGUACAACCUGAAAGUAGGAUAGAUACCCAACACAUACAUGCACACAAAGCCCCUCCCUGCCAAGUACAAUUUUAAUCACUUUCAGAGUUGCUAAAUGCAGAUAUCUGCAAUACUUACUGCGUUGUCAUGUUUCAGUCUGCCCAUACAGUUCUGUUACAAUAAGAUCAUAGGACCAUAGGAUGGUUUGGGUUGGAAGGGACCUUUGAAGAUCACCUAGUCCAACCCCACUGUCAUGGGCAGGGACAUCUUUCACUAGAUUAGGUUGCUCAAAGCUCCAUCCAACCUGACCUUGAACAGUUUCAGGGAUGGGGCAUCCACAACUUCCCUGAGAAACCUGUUCCAGUGCCUCACCACCCGCAUCAUAAAAAAAAGUCUUUAUGUCCAAUUUAAAUCUACCCUCUUUCAGUUUAAAACUAUUACCCCUUGUCGUGUCACUACAGGACCUGGUAAAAAGUGUCUCUCCAUCUUUCUUAUAAGCCUCCGUUUAAGUAUUGAAGGGCUGCAAUAAGAUGUCCCUGGAGCCUUCUCUUCCCCAGGCUGAAAACCACCAACUCUCCCAGCCUUUCUCGUCAGGAGAGGUGUUCCAUCUCUCUAACCGUUUUUGUGGCCCUCCUCUCGACCUGCUCCAACAGAUCUAUGUAUUUCUUAUACUGGGGACCCCAGAAUCCGACCUAGUACUGUAGGUGGGUCUCACCAGAGCAGAGUAGAGGGGCAGAAUCACCUCCCUCGACCUCCAGGCCACGCUUCUUUUGAUGCAGCCCAGUAUAACGGUUGACCUUCUGGGCUGCGAGCCCACAUUGCUGGCUCAUGUCGUUUUUCAUCCAUCAGUAUCCUCUAGUCCUUCUCUGCAGGGCUGCUCUCAACCCAUUCAUCCCCCGGUCUAUUGAUCCAGGGGCUGUCCUGACCCAGGAGCAGGACCUUGCACUUGGCCUUGCUGAACUCCAUGACGUUCCCAAGGGCCCACUCCUCAAGCAUGUCCAGGUCCCUCUGUGUGGCAUCCGGUCCCUCAGGUGUGACAACCGCAUCACUCAGCUUGGUGUCAUCUGCAAAUUUGCUGAAGGUGCAUUUGAUCCCACUAUGUCAUUGAUGAAGCUAUUAAACAGUACUGGUCCCAAUACGGACCCUUGAGGGACACCACAUGUUACCGUUCUCCAUUUGGACAUUGAGCUGGUGACUGCAACUCUUUGGAUACAGCCAUCCAGCCAAUUUCUUAUCCAACGCCCAUCCAUCAAACCCAUAUCUCCCCAAUUUAGCAAUGAAGAUAUUGGUGGGACUGUGUCAUAGGCCUUACAGAAGUCCAGGAAGAUGACAUCAGAUGUUGCUCAUCCCUCAUCCACCAAUGCAGUCACACCAUUGCAGAAGGCUACCAGAUUAGUCAGGCUGAUUUGUCGGUAGUUACCAGGGUCCUCCUUUUUACCCUUUUUAAAAAUGGGUGAGAUGAUACAACCAGAGUUGUUACCAUGAUGUUAAUCUAAACUUUUCCAUGCUAAACACACUAGAGCAUAUUAUUGGCCCAUGAUGGGUUGACUGAGCCAGUCCUUUUUUAUUUAUUCUUUCCCACUAUUUCUGGUGCUUUCCUUAUCACUUUGCUGGUUUAUAUUCAUAUGCAAGAGAUGCUUCCAGCAGUAAAUUGGGAGUGGGGCUUUUAUGGUGGGAAAACUGGGACUAAUCCCAGCUCCACCACAAUUUGGUACCAUUGCCAAUCCCUUUCCCAUCUAAUUUUUGCCUCCCAAUCCUGCUUCUCACUGGAUUCUUCCUUGGCAUGGCCUCUGGGGCCUGUCUGAUUGCUAGCAAAGCUGCAAGAAGUUUUGCCUGAACAGAAGGGACCCAGCAACCCAUCGUUAUGGGUGUUCCUUCUGGUGCAAGCCUAGAAACACAAACUUUCUUCCCCAAAAAAGGUCAUUCCUUUUUCCUGGUCUUCCUCGGUCCUGUCCCUCCUUGCCUCUGCAUGCUGGAGUAGGUGUGAAGGGGGAUGGAGACCCCUCAGUGCAUGGCCAAGUUGGCGGCCCUGGGUUUCACCAGGGAGCUGCGACUGUGCAAGGUGAGCUUGGCAUUCCCAGGGGUGUGGGGGCCACACCUCUUGUCCUUGCUCCCUGGCCAUCCCUGCUUGAAGACAGCCAAGGGGAAGUUUUUGCUUUUGGGGAGCUGGGGAUUUCCUGAACGCCUCGGCCACCACAGGAGGUGCAGGGUAGGGUGGCCUUUGGAAGGAGAAGGAAUGCAGCCAGUGCUGAGCUGGGUCUUAUUGCCAUUAUAUCUUUAAAGAGGAGACGUUUGAUUUGGUUAGCCUUUAUUCAACGCAGAAGGCUGCAACAGCGAUAAAACCAGUCUACAGUUGCACCGAAGGGGCUCCAGAGACCAGCACCAGGAGAGGGUAAGAGCCAUGGGGUGGCAGGAGAGCCAGCAGCGAGCAGGGAGCACAGAGAGCUGGGAAAGCUGCAGGAAAGCUGUGGUUUUCAGCAGGAAAGCACCAUUAGGCCCUGUUGGGAUGGCACCUCCCAUGGCUACCAGCACAGAGGGCUCUCUCAGCAGAUGCACAGCAGCGAAGACUUGUGGUGGUGGCGGGUGGGGGGAGGAAAGGAAAAUCUAUCAAGUGCAAAAUCAGGUAUUUUACGUCUCUGCACUGAUGGUGGUUGUGUCCCGUGGACACGCUGAGGAGCCUCUGUACAGUUUCCCACACAGCAGUUCUGUGGUCCCAUUUACUAUGUGGCUAAUGAUUACAAGAAGAGUUUGUAUUAUUUCAGUUACAAUGUACAGAUAAGUGUUAAUAUAUUCCUGAUAAUAAAUAUAUGCGCCAGUGCACAUAUGAGCCAACGCAUACAAACCAGCAUGUCCUGCAGUGUUUUUGGUGUCUGUGCACACAGAAACUGGAAUAAAUGUAAAAGAAAGCAAAACCCCAUUAAAGGGUUACCCCAUUACAGUAAAGACCAAAGCUGGACAGCCCCUUGGCCUCCUGGCAGCGGGGCUUGUUGGCUGGGUUACCUGACUACGGUUCACAUGCUAUAAAUUAGGUAAAACCGUAUGGAUUGAUUUUCUAAGGGUGCUUCCCGUACGGCUGGGGCUCCUGGGAGAUGAGGGAUCAUGGUCUGCAAUGUUUUUAUUAAGGUGUCAUGCUUCAGGACACAGUAAGGGGAAUAUUUCUGCUGGUUGUUCAGGCACGGCAGCAAACAAGCACGCUCUGUAAUGUGCUGGUCACCCACAUUUCAACACCCCCUCCCCUCACCCUGCCCUCCUACUGAGGGCACCCAGUUCCUCAGGCUUUGCCACAAGGAUUGAAAGGGGUCAGGGCACCCUCUGUACGCUAUGAAUAGGAGUUUGUUUUCAUCUGGGAUGGACGAAGGGUGAGAGUGCCCAUGGCAGGCACUGCCAGCUAACACUUUACUCUUCAAAAACCCUGGCAAUAAACAGCAACAUGUGGUGUCAGCACCAGCAGUGUUUUCACCAGCGUGGUCCCCUGCAGCACCCUCUCCUCUGCUGCGACCAAGCGCAAUGGGCUCCGAACCAGCAGCACUUUGCCUGCAGCACACCCCGGACCCUGCAGUGCCCAGACAGGGCCAGUGGGCAGUGGGGCAGCCGCACACCCCCUCAUGCUGCAGAGCUGCCUGACACCCAGCCCAGCUGCUCGCUGCACAAACUGGUGGCAAACUCCACCCCGAGGGUUGGGAAAAGGGUGAAACACCCGAAACCCAGCUGGUAAUGAUUUUCAGUGACCAAAGAAUAGAAGUUAUAAGCAAAUAAGCAAAAGCCAGUCAUUUUUUGCACAAAACAAUUCAUCUCGGGUGUGGGGGAAGCUGUUUUGACAGCAGUUUUCCACUGAGAAAGGCUGGGUGGCUGGUUAUGUAUCCAGAUUUGCUAUAUAACUGCAAGCUGCAGCCUCAGUGCUGCCCACCUCUGCCCGCUGCACACUGGCAGUCAGUAGGACCCUUCCAACAGCUUCCCCGGAGGGCUCCUCUCAAGCGAGCAGACUGGGAGCAACCAAAUACACUGAAACAAGGUCAGCCCUUUGGGCCAGAGCCUGCCCCGAAAGAUCAGGCAGGCCAUUUUUACUACGUCUCUCAGCUUUGGCAGAAAAGGAUCUAUUCUCGUGCCAAGCAAAGGCAUCGCUUCUCCGUUCCCACCUCCUCAUUCAGCAAAAUGCUCUGCAUCUGUACAAAAUAUUCUUAUAAGAAAAUAAUGACUGAACUAUUUACAAAGAAAAGCUCAAAUGAAUGAAAGCAUAUCAUCCACAAGAGCAAGGUUAUAGCAGCAGUUGCAUGUCUUCAAAGAUACCUGACUUGAUCUAUGUUACAUGUAGACAGCAGCAGGGAGGCAGAGGAGACAGUAAAAAAAAUAAUUACAAAAAAAAAA